Molecule: messenger RNA, 937 nt
Organism: Penaeus monodon (black tiger shrimp)
Lineage: Eukaryota; Metazoa; Arthropoda; Malacostraca; Decapoda; Penaeidae
Product: peroxidase-like protein 2
Exons: 2
Coding region: 1-858 (285 amino acids)
Source: RefSeq, a predicted model, not a curated record
AUGGAAUUCCUCGGUCUGCUGCUGUCCCUCAUAACUGCUGCUGCUGCAGCACCUCAGGGAUAUACCCUAGGGACACCCUCUACUGCAGGACUUGCUACUGGGCCCGGAUCCUCUGCCGCUGUGACCGGUGGAGACCUCGUCAAUGGAGGUGCAGCUACUGGAUGCCGAGAGGGAGAAGUCCUUCAUGUAGACGGUACAUGUGUAGUUCCUGAAGUCAAAAGAAAAGUCUACGUGUUUAAUGUGCCUGAACAAGAGAGACCCGUUGGUCCAGCACCUAGUAUUCCUCCUCCAGCAGUAGACCACAACAUCUUGUUCGUACGCCUUCCCGAGGAAGCACCUGCACCUGACCCCAUCGUACUUCCUCCACCAAGGCAGAAUAACAUUGUAUAUGUACUCAACAAGCAAGAAGAACAAGCUCAACGAGUGAUCGAAGUACCAGCUCAGCCACAGGCUGAUCCCGAAAUUUAUUUCGUCAACUAUCAAGAUGGCGAGAAUCCGACCCUUCCAUUAGGAGUAGACCUUGAAACUGCUCUUAGUUCGGCUGCCGCAGCCGGUGGUCAGGUUUUAGGAGGCAUCGAUGGAACUGGUGGAGUAGCUGGAGUUAAUGGAGCAGCCGGAUUUGGUGGCCCUAGUGGAAUUAAUGGUUUUAUUGGUGUAAAUGGACUUGGAGGUGCAGGUGGAGUUUCUGGUGGACAUGGAAUUAAUGGUCAGAGUGUAAAUGGAUUUGGAGCAGGUGGAGUUAAUGGUGCAAAUGGAUUUGUUAAUGGAGUCGGUGUUGGUCUAGGAGUUAAUGGCGGUAUAGGAGGAUUACAGACCGGUUCAGUAGGCAGACCAUCUGGACUAUAUACCUCACCCUAGAUCUAACAUUUUUCAUUCAUAUUUCUGUCUAAACUCGUGAACUGUCACGCAUGUACCCCGUAAUAAAUAUCUACAUACA